This is a messenger RNA of Cryphonectria parasitica EP155, 1083 nucleotides long. Its product is annotated as putative ER lumen protein retaining receptor. The record is from RefSeq and is a predicted model, not a curated record. Gene Ontology annotation, cellular component: endoplasmic reticulum; cis-Golgi network; membrane. Gene Ontology annotation, molecular function: ER lumen protein retrieval receptor activity. The transcript is spliced from 4 exons. NCBI's taxonomy places the organism in Eukaryota, Fungi, Ascomycota, Sordariomycetes, Diaporthales, Cryphonectriaceae. Gene Ontology annotation, biological process: protein retention in ER lumen; endoplasmic reticulum to Golgi vesicle-mediated transport. The coding region runs from base 1 to 1083 and encodes 360 amino acids.
AUGGGCGCGUGGAAUUUCUUCCGCCUGGCGGGCGACUUCUGCCAUCUGGCCUCCAAGAUCAUUCUCUUGCUCUCCAUACAUCGCAACCGAAGUGCAGAAGGCGUCUCCUUCAUCACGCAGGUCCUCUACUGCGUCGUCUUCCUGGCGCGCUACACGGACUUGUUCGGCGCGGCCCAGUACCUGUACAACCGCAUCUUUAAGAUCUUCUACAUCCUCUCGUCCUUUUACAUCAUCGCGGCCAUGCAGUGGAUGUUCCCGCGGACGAGGGAGCGGGAGCUGGCAUGGAAGCUGGGCGCGGCGUGCUUCUUCGGCUCGCUGCUCCUGUCGCCCUUCACCAUGCUGAUCUUCCAGAACAAGGGCGAGUGGAGCUUCUUCUGGUGGCUCUGGAACCUCUCCUACAUCCUCGAGUCCGUCUGCGUCCUCCCGCAGCUCCUCCUUCUCCGCCAGACCACCGUCCCGACCGUCAUCGACAGCUACUAUCUCCUCGCCCUGGGCCUGUACCGCGCCUUCUACAUCCUCAACUGGUUCAUCCGCGAGCUGGACAUGAGCGACUCAGACCCGAAGCCCGUCAAGGUCAUCUUCGGUCUCCUCCAGACCGCCCUCUACGUCGACUUCGCCUGGGUCUACUAUACGCGCCAGCGCGUCAAGCUCCGCUCCGGCGGUGUCGUCGACGCAGACGACAUGCGCAAGAGCUGGCUGCUGCGCCGCAUCUUCGGCAACCACGUCGAUCGCGACGCCGCGGGCGGCCGGGCCGAGGAUGAUGAGGAGGGUGGUCCUGCGCUGGGCGGUGGUGGCCGUGGCGGGCGGAAUGGCAACGCCGGCCGCGGCGCGUGGGGCAAGAGGGGAAUCUCGGUCAGCGCGGACGACGGCGUGCUGGGCGGCGAGGGCAGGCCGUUCAUGGAAGAUGACGAGGACGAGGAAGAGCACGGUAUUACAGAUGUCGACGCGCCAGACGCCAAGAUGCGGGAUCCCGACGAACUGGCCAUGGCGCUAGAUGAUGACGAGGACGAGACGGGCGGAAGCUCGAGCAGCGCUGCUGCUGUGCCGAGUGGCGUCAAGGGCGGUGAUGAGUGGAGGGAUUAA